CAGGCCAAAGUGCAGUGGCAGUGAUAGUGACACCGCUUCCAAAUGAGUCAAAUGACGAAUAUUAUUAUCUCUCUCAAAUAGAAGAAUCAUUGCGAAGAAUCAAGAAGAAUGUUGAAAUCAGGCAUGAUAGAACUGGCAUCUCAAAGCUGCUCCUCUAAGUACUUCUUCUCUAUCCUAUCAGUACACUGUACCAUCGCAGUAGUUCGUUGGUGUACAGUAGUCAGUAGUAUCACUAUCAGAUCAGAGUGAGUCAGUGACCUAUCAAACGCGUCCUACAUCACACACGUUCGUCAAUUAUUCGUGUUGAAAUUAAAUCAUGUGCCCGCAUUCAAUAGCUUUAAAUAAUUUAUAACGAUCUUUCGUGAAUAUAGUCAAAAACUUCAUCGAUUUUAGCUUUUCGUCCGCGGAUAUAUCGGGUCUCAUCGUGACUCCCUUACUUACUGAUAACCACUCGUCGCAGUGCUCACUGUGCUCACUGUUUAUAUUUUGUCACUUCACGAGUCUUUCUAAUCGAAUCUCCUUCCGCGUGUAUUUAUUCCAGCUCCAGCUAUAGUGACCGAGAGUCACUUUAAUCAUGGUGCAAAAAUAUCAGUCGCCUGUAAGGGUGUACAAAUACCCCUUCGAAUUAGUCAUGGAGGCUUAUGAGCGGCGAUUCCCAACAUGUCCCUUAAUCCCUGUUUUUGUCGGGUGUGAAGUUCUAUCUGAUGAAAAGACUCCUGAUGGGAGCCAAAGAUUCACUGAACGCCGUUGCAAGCUUGUUGUUGAAGCUCCCUACAUUAUAAAAAAGAUCAUUGGGACAGACUAUGUUUUCUUUAUUCAAAAAAACGAUCUCAAUUUAAAAAACAGAAACCUAGAUAUCGAAGCGCAGAACGAAAGUUUCACGAAUCGAGUGACGGUUCUAGAAAAAUGCCGAUAUUUUGCCCACCCGGAAAACCCAGAAUGGACCUGCUUCGAGCAAUCGGCCACUUUAGACGUGAAGUCGUUUUUCGGCUUCGAGAACACCAUAGAAAAGCUGGCAAUGAAGCAGUACGUCCAGAAUGUUUCAAAAGGCAAAGAAAUCAUUGAACACUUCAUCAACGUGCUCAAGGAGGAAGGGAUAACCCACGUUCCACCCUGGAUUCCACCCGAGAACUAUGUUGAGCCACUACCCUCAAACAUCGGCGAUGAGUUAGGAGGUGUGAAUGGGAAACUAGCUGAAGUGACAAUCACUACAUCAGCAGGGAAUCAGUUGAUCAGACAAGGUAGUUCCUCAAGCAACACGCUACCGAAUACAUAUCAUUUGGAGGCUGACUACAUCCAACGAUAUCUCGGAGAAUUAACCCCAAUUCAAGAAUCUCAGUUAGUUCAGUUGAAGAAUAACUUCGCUCAUUUACAAAAAGGGAAAAUACCUAAUGACCCAACAUUACUCAGGUUUUUACGAGCACGGGACUUUAAUGUCGAGAAAGCACGAGAGCUUUUAUCUCAGUCAUUAACUUGGCGCAAAAGGCACAAUGUCGACCAGAUUCUCUCAUCCUAUGAAACCCCUGAUGUGAUCAAAGAUUACUUUCCUGGCGGAUGGCAUCAUCAUGACAAAGAUGAUCAGCCAAUUUAUCUUUUGAAACUGGGACAAAUGGAUGUCAAAGGACUGCUUAAAACUAUUGGUGAAGACAGUCUACUAAAAUUGACAAUGCAUGUGUGUGAGGAAGGAUUAAAACUUACGGAAAAAGUAACGAAAGACUGCGGUAAGCCGAUUUCAACAUGGUGUCUGUUGGUGGACCUAGAGGGACUCAAUAUGCGCCAUCUCUGGAGGCCAGGAAUUAAGGCAUUGCUUAGGAUAAUUGAAAUUGUCGAGGCAAAUUACCCUGAGACUCUUGGCAGAGUUUUAAUCAUUCGAGCUCCUCGUGUGUUCCCUAUUUUAUGGACUUUAAUCAACAAAUUCAUAGAUGAAAAGACACGCUCCAAAUUUCUGUUCUAUGGAGGAAAUGACUAUCAAGCUGCUGGAGGACUGGUAGAUUAUAUUGACGAGGAAUUCAUCCCUGACUUCUUAGGAGGUCCUUGCAAGACGAAAAUUCCAGAUGGAGGAAUCAUUCCAAAACAUCUUUACCAGGCUGACAUUGGACAUGAAGGAGCUUGCAUGACAGAGGACAGUAUCUAUUCAUCAGCGGGACUUAGUAGAAACCAAUCUCAUGAAGUGUUUGUGCUGAUAGAGGCUCCUGGCAGUGUGAUCACAUGGGAUUUUGACAUCAUUCGUCAUGAGGUCGCUUUCAGUGUUUUAUACUUGAAGCGGGUGUUACCAUCGCUUGCAGAGGAUGAAACUGAAUCAACAGGGACAGAACAGAAAUUGGUGUUCGACAAAUCGUGGAAAGAAGGCACGGAUUAUGUUGUGGUUGAGCCAAGCACAGUCUGUCAUGAAGGCGAAAGCAUUCAGGGUUCUCAUGUAACAGCCUUUAGUGGAAUGUACAUUCUCAGUUGGCGCCACCAUGCCAGCAUGGUCAUUGACAAUAUUCUUGAUACAAUCACAAAUCCUAAAGCAGAAAUUAUGUACUACUAUGAAGUGCUUCAUUCAGCAGAUUACAAAGGCUCCAUGUCAAGUUUACAAUCAGGGCAUAGUGGAUUCUCUGCUCUUAGUCAGCGCUCAAUAGCAAGCGUAUGUCCGUCAAGAUGACUAAAGGAUGAAACAGCUACGGAGAUUGAAGGAAAUGAUAAUGAUAAGGCAUCAUGGAAACCGCCUGAUUCUGUUCUUUCUGCCACAUCAUAAAUUGUACCAAUAUUAUUACCAUGUAAUGAACUUUCUUUAAUAGGUUUCCUUUUCUUUACUCAACUUUGUAAAAGUGAAGCAUUCAUUUUUUUAAAAAUGAUAAAAAAUCGAUACAAAUUCGUAAUCUUCAAAUUUUUAGUGUGAUAUUUUAGUUCCUUUUGUGCUUGGUCUUAAGUUCAAGCUGUUUAUCAGAUCGAAUUUGAUAAUUUUUAAAUUAAGGAGCGUCGUGUUUAAUCAAAAUUAUUCUUUCAUUAGUUUUAUCAUUGUGUCAGUCAAUUUUUCUCUUUUAGAUUUAUUUGUUAUUUUAUUGAAUCCAUUAGUUUUUUGCACCAAAGGAAGCUCUCCUUUUUGUUGAAUUAAGAAUGAUAUGCCUCGUAGCUAAAUCAGACAUAGAUGUGUUGGUAAAAACCAAACUAUUUAGCUCCCAUCAAAAUGGUCAUUGUACAAUCUCAUUAUAAAUAUUAAACAUGAAAAUGAUGUUUUAUGAAUGGGCAAGUUGAUGCAGUAUGCUGUUCUGUGAAACACAAUUUUAAAAUCAAAUUAAAUUUUUCUUUUUGACAUCUCUCUCAUUUGACUGAAUUGAUUCAAUUCAAAAUAACAACUUGCAGCUCAAAAUUGCAGAACACCAGGGACUUUUUGAUUUAGAAAAUAAUGACUGAACGGUAUUAAUGCAUAUCAAAUGAUAGGUGGAUGACCUCAUUUGCGUAUUGUCAUUUAAGUAAUGUUAAUUGGACUACAUUUUGCAAUUAGGAAGUACAAUUCCUGGUUCCUCCAAAAAAACAAACAUUUGCAUGAGGAAUCUAUGGUAGGUGCAUAAGAAGUUGUUUCUAAACUGAGCCAGAAAUUGUAGUUCCCAAUUGCUAAAUGAAUUGGGAUGUGUUCGAACCGCUAAUGUCCAUUUUUUUAGUCUUAAGUUUUUUUAAGUUCAUAAUACUUUUCGGAGUUGGUUGCAACCACGAAAGUGGCGUUAAAACUUUUCUUCGGGUUUCUUUACUCCCAAAACGAGUUCUUUCAUCACUUUUAUGGUUGCAUCAACUCUUCAAAAAUAUUAUGAACUCAAAAAUCUUGAGACUGGAAAAAUGGACAGUGGCAGCUUUCGCAAGUCCCGAUUCAAAUGUUGUCCAAUUUUAAUCACUUUUAUCAGGUUUCAGCGUUGAUUUUUGAACUAAUGGUGAGGCAAACUUUUUUCGUUGAGAAACAUUUUGAGGAUAAAUCACAAAGGUUGAGGCUUUCUCUCACACCUCGCUUGGUAAUUCUGUACACUAUUGUAAGCACCUGAUUAAAUUAUGUUUUAAAUUUUGAUAAUUAAUACUACCGUGAUAGCGAAGAGAGCAGUAACUGCAUGCUGGGAUGAACCUUGAGACACAUAAAAGCAUCUGCUAACCAUGACUCAUACAGAAAUGCACUUCUACUGCAUGCUAGGAUAAACCUCAAGACAAGACACAUAAAAGCAUGUGCUAACCAUGAAUUAUACAGAAAUGCACUUACUGCUCUCUCCACUAUCACAGCAGAAUAGUUGAACAUAUAUAAUCAGAACCAUCCUAAUUAAAUCAAAUGUCUUCUCAUUAUUCCAAUGACUUUUUUCCCACAGAAAAUAAGGCAACAUUCUAACUCGAAAUUUUGUGAUUUAUAUUCUCUACGACCUUUCCAAAAAUUCUUAUUAAGUUUUAAAAGGUGUAUUCUUGUUUGGCUUUCUGCUAAAAGGAAAAAAAUCAUGAGAAGAAUUAUAUAGGCGAUAUGAAAUGCUACUCCAAAUUGUUGAACAAACGCCAGAGCCACGUUUCCAGAGCCUUUUUAACUUUUAAAUAAACAACUAAACGAGAUAUUGAUGUUUGUAUCAAAUGGAGGAUAAAUGACAUCAUUAAAAAAUGCUGAUUCUGGUUCAAUUCUCUUAAUUAUUCUACUGGUUUUUUAGCAUAAUGAGUAUGUACACCAAGUACUCCUCUUCAAAACCCCUAAUUUGGCAUUUCAGUAAAAUAAAUUCUCCUGUUUCUUACUUUUGCUACCACAGUUAACCACCAGCUGCACAAAAACAGCAUUGUGUUUUUGGGGUAGGUACCUAGUCAUUAGUGAGUAGCUUAAGUUAUUGUUAAGGUCAAGUUGGAAAGAAUAUCGAGCUUUUAACUAAGACAGAUCGUUUCAGACACUCAACUUACUAACUUCAAUAACCUAUCAUUAUCACUACCUAAAUUUAUCACCAUCCUAAUUUUCAGAAUUACUAAAGUCUUUCCAUCAUCAAAUUUGUUACCUGAAUCAGGAGCUCAAAACUUCCUAGGAUGCUUUUGCAUUGCUUAGACCAAGGCUGCAUAUCAAGACAUUCUUUGAUUAUUAAAAUUAUCACGCAUUGGUUCAAAAUUAAAGGGAAUUGAGGAAAAUUCGUUGAUGCCAAAAAUAGGUAUUGAUGGUUUAAGUUACAUUAUUUGAUGAAAUGUUUUUGCCAAAUCUGUCCCUCUAGUGUCUGCUUGUCAAAUUAUCUUUAUAUACUCUCUUCCUAAAAUCUUUUGCAUGAACGUAUGCCAAAUAAUUUAUAUCUAAGAGGAAGAACAUUGUAAAUAACCAUUCGUAUAGUAAAUUUUGUUAGUGGGUUUAUUCUAUGAUUUUUGAUGCCAAAAGAUCUUCUAUAGUUAAAAUAUCUAGAAAAAAGUGUAUGAACUCGGAGUUUUGAUUCUGCCGACCAUUUUCCAAGGGUUUUGUUGCCUAGGCAUGGCUUAGCAACAUGAUUUUUCUUGAAGUAUGUUAUCAUCAAACUUCUGAAGACUUUCUGUGGUCAAGUUUGAGACUGCUUCAUUUUCCUCUUCUGCUCCUCAUCCCAUAUUUGAGUAUAAUAAACUUCCUGAGUUGUGAAGUUUUCAAAGAUAUAAUUGAUGAAGAUGUUAAACUCUAACUAGAAGCUUGCUCAAUUUUCUCGAUCUGUUAUAGUUUUUGAGCAAGUUUAAAAUUUUAGGCUCCUAUACUUUUACAUCACAUGAUAUAGGCAGAAUACUUCAACAAUUCUCUGGAGUUCUUAAAAAGUUUACUUUGACAUCGCUCAAAUUUUACAUUCAUUUCUUUACAGCACUGGAGUGCCCUCUGCAAGUAUUAUCCUAAUAAUAUUUUGUUUUACAUUUUAUGAACUCAUUGAAUUUGUUUCCUGAAUUGCUGAUAUGUUGAUCUCAAAUUUUUAUACCGAUUUUAAUCUUAGCAAAUUUUUAAUUGUACUUUUUUCUCUUUAUUAAUUCAAAACUAAUUUUAUUCCUCCUUUGUGAUCGUUGCAUGAAUUGCAAGUCCAUUUGAUUUUCCAUCCUCUGGAUUAAAUAUUUUUCCUCGUUUUGUCCAAUCAGCAUGCUCCAUCUCUGCAUUUUCAUUGUGCCUCAACAUUUUACCUGUUAAAUUCAAAAGAAUAGAUGCUUAGAGGUUCUUAGACAAUAGGUUUCUUGUUAUCCAACUAGAUUAUAAAAAGAAGUACUUACUUUGAAAUUCAGAAAAAUGACGUUUUUGAUGAGAUCACUUAAUUAUUGUUGUAUAAUGCGUUUAGUAUACGUAGUGAGUGUAUGGGCACUGAACUGAAACAGCGAUUGCAUUAUAAACAAAAUGGGCCUAAUUAUGGUUGCCUCUAACCCGCUAAUGUCCAAUUGACAAUCAAUGAAACUCGCUCCAUUAACAGAAGUGAAGAGUCCUUUGUGCAAGCAACUGGUAUCUUCCUUUUUUACUUCAAUCGGAGGCAAGACCUUUUUCGAGAUGCAGAUACUUAGAGACAUUCAUGUAAGAUAAGUCUAUUUAAACAGGAUUUAUAUUACAGACAGUCUCCUAUUGCAUGGGUGGAUCCAAAUAUGUCUUGCUAUUUCCACACAUUUUUCUAACUACAAGGUUUGUGUACCUAUCAACAAAAUGUAAUAUAAAGUCAGUCGCAUAGCAGAUUGAUGCUAUUUUGUUAAAAAUUCUCAGCCUUGAGGGGAUUAAAAGAGCAGCACAAAUCAAGUUAGUCUAGGUUUACGUCAGCUCUCUAUUCUUUCAGUGCCCUCAGUUAUGCAUACAUAUUUUAUGCAUAUCAGCUGAAUCUUCCACCUAUGGAUUUUAAAGUUCUCUUAAAAUUGAAGGAAUGAGUGUCCUUCACUUUAGAAAUUUGAUGAAUGUAAUGAUGAAUGAUAAUGAUUGUUUUGGUUUUAAAAAUGUUAGCAAAAAUUGAACUUAUUAAUAGUUAUCAUUGGUUCUCUGUUUUCUUUUAUUGUUUCAUCCUUUUUUUUGUUAUCAUGGAAUCAAAAUAUUGAAGGCAAUGAGAAAAAAAGAAUUUAAUGUUAUAAAUCAAUAAUUUAAUUUUCUCUUUAAAUACCUCAAAGCACUUUUUAUUAUUCAUUUACAUAAUGUAAUGAUUAGGCCAAUGCUGUCACUGCCUGAUUAGAUCAUGAGCUGACUCAAAAAAAAUCCCUCCAGCCUGAAGUGAGCGUUUGCCCAAAGUCAAUUAGGAUGUACUUAGAUGAUCGACUCUAGCAAAUUACAUAUGUAACUUUUCUAAUCUCAAAAAUUUUCCAUCACGGUUGCAUAGCAGAAAACGCUUUAAGUGUAUUACUACUGUCGAUUCUAUGAUUGUUAAUGAUUAUAAUGAUUUAUUUCACUGGAUGUUAUGCGUGAUUAUCAUGUAAUUAGGAUAUUGUCAAAUUAUUGGAUGUAUAUAGAUACUCGUUCUUUUUUUCUUUUUUAGCAAUAAACGUGAUUAUACUGA
Messenger RNA from Bemisia tabaci, 7436 nucleotides. It is a transcript of the gene retm, whose product is annotated as real-time. The record is from RefSeq and is a predicted model, not a curated record. Gene Ontology annotation, cellular component: cytoplasm. Lineage: Eukaryota; Metazoa; Arthropoda; Insecta; Hemiptera; Aleyrodidae.